Molecule: messenger RNA, 1605 nt
Organism: Diaporthe amygdali
Lineage: Eukaryota; Fungi; Ascomycota; Sordariomycetes; Diaporthales; Diaporthaceae
Exons: 1
Coding region: 1-1605 (534 amino acids)
Molecular function (GO): FAD binding
Source: RefSeq, a predicted model, not a curated record
AUGUCAUCGCCAACCGUACUCAUCGUGGGCGCAGGUCCCGUAGGCCUCACAACAGCCCUCGGCCUCCACCAAAGCGGCGUUCCGCCUCGAGACAUCCUUGUCGUUGACCAAAGGCCAGCUCAAGAUCCUUCAAGAACAUGGUCCAAGGCGAUCAGCAUGAGCGCAAGCAGCCUUGAGGUCUUCCGCAUCCUAGGAAUCGCCGACCGCUUCAUUGGAGUUGGCAGACCGCUGUAUACUAAUCACUUUGGCGGCGGGACCAGGCUUCUUGACCUGAACUAUGAUGCCAUCGGCACCAAGUAUCCGUUCAAUAUGGGUAUCCCGCAGCUCCGAACGGAAGGCAUACUGCUACAGCGGUGCGAAGAGGUUGGGAUACGAUUCUCCUGGAGUCGGCGGUUCUCUACUUUCAGCCAGAACGAAACACAUGUCUUGGCCACAUUUCAAAAGAUAGAUCGGCUUGCAGAUACAGAAGACAAAGAAGGAGAGACCAUAGAAGCGACAUGGUUGAUAGGAUGCGACAGCACUCACAGCGCCGUCCGCGAAGCAGCCGGAAUUUCGUUUGAGGGUACCACGGCGACACGCUACACCUGGCUCGCCGAUGGCCAUUGCGAUACAGACGCACCAGUCAUGCUCACUGUGCGGGAUAAAGAAGGCAAAUCCCUGGUCAUAGCAUCGGGCGAUGGGCCGACCGGUCGCCGGCUCAUCGGAAAUGCUCCUCUGAUCGCCAAGUCUCCUGACGAGCGACCCACUGCCCCAAACGAAAACGAGGUCCGUGAUUGGGCAGUGAAGGUUUUUGGCAGUCAUUACAACUUCCAUGGCAUGACAUGGUCAUCCGUCGUUGGAAACGGAAUGCGAAUCGCAGGCAGCUUUCGGGCUGGGCGCGUGUUUCUUUCAGGCGAUGCCGCCCAUCAACUCUUCCCGUCUGGGGGCCAGGGAAUGAACACGGGCCUCGUUGAUGCAACCAACCUCGCCUGGAAGCUUGGAGCGGUAAUUACUGGAAAGCUUGGGGCAAACCACGAAGUCAUUGAGCGAGUCCUGGAUAGCUACACUAUAGAGCGCCAAACUUCAGCCGAGGCUGUGGCUCAGAAUGUGCGAAUGCAAAUGCAGGUCCUCUUUGAAUAUACAGAAGAUGAAAGGGCGGUUUCUGAAUUCAUAACUGAGGCGCUUCAUGAGCCAUCUCUGAAUAAGAGGUGGGCUCAGCGGUUCACAGGAUUUGGGGACCCGGUCGAGCCGUAUCAGCUUGCAUUUGCAAGCAAAGGAACGACGGACAGCAUUGUUGGAACGCGACUCACACAUAUCGCGGAUGGGAACGAGGAUGUCCUUCUCGAGGCCAUGAAAAAAGGAAUCUUCGUCCUUGCUGCUAUCGGUGGAUCAGGUUGCAAGCCCGUAAAUUUUGGAAAAUUCAAGGACACUGUCAGUCAAGCUAGGCUUAAUGAUCGAGUCAAUGUACUCGAGGUACCGGUGACAACCUCUGGGGAGAAGUGGAAGUCUGUCAAUGCUCUGCUUGUCCGGCCUGACUUCCGAGUGGCUUGGGUUGCCAGAAAUGAUGACGAGAUAGAGAGGAAUCAAGCCAACUUGGCAAGUGUUCUCAAAUGGUGGUUUGGCUAG